AUGGAAAUUCCAAUAUUACUUCAACAAGCUAAUAAUAAUGACAUGGAUACCACUUUCUUUGAGACAAAGUAUCAACCAAGAAGUUGGGUAAUUCAAAAAAUUGAAUCGACAAUCGAGAAAUUGCUACAUGAUCUCGCCAAAGGCAAUCAUCAUCCACUUGUUAUCGAAUCCGUAUCAAAUACUAAUAACUCGCGAAGGAAGGAAACACACACAAGAUAUGAUUCUCAAACACAAACAAUCAGAAGGACUAAUGAGCCUGCAGUGAAGCAAUUACAUUUCCCUUCGACGAAAAAUACGCGUAGUUUUGUCGUUAUUAUAAGGCUCCUUGAAAUAUGCCAUAAUCUUUUAGUGCAAAAUAUAACUGCUACAAAACGCGAUAUAUAUUACAAAGAUAUACAAUUAUUCGGUAGUCAAAGUACUGUCGAUAUUACUGCAUCAGCUAAAGGCUUAAUAGCUGGUCCUUUGAAGAUCCUACAAAAAGAUGGCACUGUUCUCGAUUGCCUACCAUUAAAUUAUCAGGGGGUUUUAAUUCCAACCUUGGAAUUAAUUGAUAAUAUCCUUUCUUCGAUUAUUUUAUCAUUAUUCAUUAGUUAUUUAUUAAUUCUUAAUAAAAAUGAAAUACAGUUAGAACCUCGAGCAGAGUUUGCCACUUUUCAAUAUAUACUUUCAAGUCACAGAUUGGACGAACUUCCUCCGUGUAUUAUGAUUACUGGCAAAGGGUAUCCGGAUGUAGCAACCCGCCAUUUAGUCAAACUACUUGCAGAUCAGAAAAUAUCAAAUACAAGUCAAUCAUCGACAAAUACUCAAAACGAGUUUCCGAUACUGGGGCUGUUUGAUAAUGAUCCUUACGGUGUUGAAAUUUUUUUCGUAUACAAAUUUGGAUCAACGUCAAUGUCGUUCGAUAACGAGAAUCUGGCAACACCAAAUUUACGAUGGCUUGGAUUACAUUGCUCUGAUCGUCGAAGGUAA
Molecule: messenger RNA, 969 nt
Organism: Ambispora gerdemannii
Lineage: Eukaryota; Fungi; Glomeromycota; Glomeromycetes; Archaeosporales; Ambisporaceae
Source: the annotation of a GenBank genome assembly